Molecule: messenger RNA, 1946 nt
Organism: Pseudoliparis swirei
Lineage: Eukaryota; Metazoa; Chordata; Actinopteri; Perciformes; Liparidae
Product: troponin I, slow skeletal muscle-like
Exons: 4
Coding region: 985-1563 (192 amino acids)
Biological process (GO): muscle contraction
Cellular component (GO): troponin complex
Source: RefSeq, a predicted model, not a curated record
UUACAUAAUCAUUUACAUUAAAAAAUAAUCAACUGUUUUGAUAAUGUAUCCAGAGUAGUUUUGCCAGAGCCAAAAGUUUCAUUAUUCCAGCAUUUAAAUUGAGAGAUGAUGCUUUUUGUUGACUGAUGCGAGAGUAGACUGGAUAUCUUGAAACGUUGAUGUGACAAAACAAUCUUUUAGACCAUCAAUAAUGUAAAAGUUAAACAAUUUAGUAAUGUAAUGUAUCAUUUACAAAUCAUUGUUAAAGAACAAUAAAAAGCCACAGAGUAAAAACUAACAUUUAGGACAGCUUUAAAAGAUCAACGUGUCUCUAGAAACAUGGCAUCACGAUUGCAUUCUCGUAACACGACACGUGGAAUGCAGCUAAAAGGGAAACCAGUUAAGCCCCCGCGGUCCCCAACUGUCGAGCACGUCAGAGGCAAAAGGUUUUAUUUUUGUCUUCUAGGGGGAAUUGAAAUAGCCAAGAUGCCUGAGAAAGCGUAAGUGGAUUGUGUUUUUUGUUAUUGUUUCCAUUUCCAAAUCAGAGUGUCAGUUUAAUACAGCAAGUCAGAUUUAUCUAUAGGAACUAUAGGGCAAAAAUGUUCUCUCCCGAUAUAGGUCAAUUUCAUAUCUCGAUAACGAUAUAUAUCAAAAAAUGUUGCAUGUUUACUGGUAAUUCAAUACAACUUAUAGUCUGUCAAAUAACCACAUGGUAAUGUGGUUGUAUACUGUGUGAGAUCAGGUCUCUAUUGCCCUCUGGUGGGUGAAGGACUGAAGGGAAUAAAACUACACGUCCUCAGUAUUUUCAUACCUGCAGCAGGACAUUGUUGUUAUAUCAAUUCAGACGUUGUAUUUGGGAAUCACAAUAUCUCUAGAUACGGUUUCAUCACGAUACCAUUGAAAGAUGAUAAAUUAUCAUCUGGAAAUAUUGCGUAACAGAUCACGAAAUAUUAUAUGCCAAAUAUCAGAUUACAUCAUCAUAAGUGUUUUACAAUCUGCAAUUGAAUGCUAAUGCUACAUUUCUGUGUCCUCUCUUUAUUUUCUUCCCACAGACCGGAGGGAAAACCUCAAAUCUCUGCCUAUCGGAAGCUUCUGCUGAAGGUGAGUCCUCGGGACAAUUUGCAAAGAAAAGAGAGUCCCACAGGGAAAUUUACUUUGAGUGUGGUAUUUGAGAGCUUGAUGGUCGCCAGGGCCCAGGAGGAGCUGGAGCAGGAGUUAGAAGAACAAGAGAACCAGAAGGCAAAGUACCUGGACGAAAGAUCUCCUCCUUUACAGAUCGGUGGCUUGUCCUCAGACGAUCUGCAGAUCAAAGACCUGAACAUCAAGGUCUUGGACCUGCGGGGGAAGUUUAAGAGACCCAGCCUGAGAAGGGUGAGGGUCUCUGCUGACGCCAUCCUGCGCUCCCUACUGGGCUACAAGCACAAGGUCUCUCUGGACCUGCGAGCUAAUCUCAAAUCGGUCAAGAAGGAGGACACAGAGAAGGAGAAGACGGCGGAGGUGAGCGACUGGAGGAAGAACGUGGAGGCCAUGGAGGGCCGCAAGAAGAUGUUCGACGGCGAAAGGCCAAACCCAGUAGACGUCUGACGUUACCAUCGCCUCUACACCAAAGAGUGAAGAAUGCACCACGACAGAUACAAUUAAUUUAAACUCUGAUGCACUUCACCGGGUCACCGAGAUUUUUUGGUGGGGGGGUUUGUUUCAAGAUUCAAUACAUUUUCACAAAUUGUCUGCAUGUUUCGUUUCCAAUAUCGCUGAAAUAAUCACAUUAUUAUAGAGUCGAAGAAGUGUCAUAAUAAAGGAGCUGUAAUGAAGCUGUAUCUAUUUCUAAUAUGUAUCUAUUGUUUUGUCAAUUCAGAUUGUUAUUUGUUGUGGCACUGUGGUCUCAGGGACUGCCUAUGCUCAUUCUCUCACUGGUGGGUCUAUGUGGUUGCAUUUCAUUCUUUGAAGAUUAAAAGAAGUGAAACUUU